ACCAAUGCACAUUUUUGUGGGGCGCACCUAACGUUGGUCUUCGCUCGUGGGUUAGAAGGAUGGUCCAUCACAGAGCAGUAACCCAAACGACUUUCCCAUCAGAAACAGCCUCGCCGCGAACCUCUGCUCUCCGUGCAACGCGCACACAUUCGCAUCCUAAAGCAGAUCUUAAAGGCGCGUUUCAUGCUUUCAUGAAGGGCGACUGUGUGGUUAUGCGUGCUUCGUGUAUCGACUCCUCGGUGUUCCAGCACCGCGCACGGACGGAAAUGUGUCUUCCGGGGAAAAGCUAUUUCCAGCCAACGAAACACCGAGCACAACACGCCACGCAACCCGGACAUCUGCAGCUUUUUUCAGCAGCCCGUGCCUUUCCAAGAACGCAUACGGCUUGAGACACAUAUCUAUGGCAAGACGAUACAAGCUGUGUCUCAGCGGACGGCACAAGGGCUGGGGGAAAUCUGAAAGAGGCCCGUAGGAGCUGAAACUCCAGAUUUUGCUAUUUCAUUCUGAUUUUAGUGCAGUCAUUCAUGGAUGUGCAAGCAGAGGCGUGCCCGCCGCACGUGCACACGGUGGAUGAGCCACCGGGAGGCGCCACGGUCCCUGUCACCAGCGCAGAGUUUCAGGGCCGAUCGGUACCGGGGUGUGAUGAAGGGGAAGAUGAGCUGAAGUCGGGCGCUGAAGCCCAAACACCUGCAGCGGUUGAUCCGAUCACAGAGAUCGAGGAUGCUGCCCGUGAAGAGGUGGACAGACAGGCCGAUUGGGAUGCAGGGAAGAGAGCGGGGAAAACCGUGGGGUCCAGCUGCAGCAACGAAAGCUGCGUCCCGACCCCGGGCUGUCGAAUCUGCUUUCAAGGAGCCGAGCAGGGAGAGCUGCUGAGCCCGUGUCGCUGUGCCGGUAGUGUCCGGCAUGCCCAUCAGCAGUGUCUGCUCAAGUGGAUUAGUGAAAAAGGUUCUUGGAGCUGUGAACUUUGCAACUACAGAUUCAACAUACUGCCUAUACAUAUCAAACCACCACAACAGUGGCAGUUGGUCACAAUGACUCUGGUGGAAAAGGUUCAGGUCAUUGCAGUAUUCCUGGGUGCCAUAUUUCUGUUGGCUAGUGUGUCAUGGCUGCUGUGGUCAGCACUGAGCCCGGAAGCGCUAUGGCAACGCAGUGACAUCCUGUUUCAAAUCUGUUAUGGCAUGUACGCUGUCAUGGACCUUGUGUGCAUCGGUCUUAUUGUUCAUGAAGGCGGCGCCGUGUACAACGUGCUCAUGCGUUGGCGAGCUGUCAACGUUCUCUGGGACGUUCAGAACUACGAUAAAAGUCGCGACCUGGACAACACACACGGUCCGAGUCGCAACAUGUGGCUGCCUCUGACGCACACGCAUACAGUUUCAAACACAAACUCGCAGACCACCCAACUGGAGUCAUCGCCUCGGUGCCCCCUUCAUCUUUUCUCCAUGUGCCUGAACGUGACCUCUGACCUGUCCCCACAGGAGCAAAACUCAGGCGAGCUUGUUGUUAGAGUCACGUCAGUCUGACCUCAAACGAACUCAUUCAGGGACCAAUCCACUCUCCCUGCACUGCCCGAUGAUGGGCGGGGCUUAAUGAUGGGGGGAGCCUCAGAGUUGGGAGGAGCCUUACUUGAAAAGCACUUUAAAAGAUACACAAACUGAGUCACAUACGGUGUCGUAUUACGAAGUGUAAUACAACCGAAGUGAGUUUUCCGGAGUUUUAUCACCAACUCUUGAUCAGCCUACAAAGCACACACACAUACAUAGCAUCUGCGAAAUAAUACUUCUGUUAGACAAAUGGAUGUUUGUUGAAAGCCAACUACGGUUUUGUGUUCAGGUUUCUCAUCAUUGGUGUUCAUUGCGCUUGGUUUUAAAUGGACACGGUAUUUUACGUAUCCUCAAAAUGGAUCUUUUGCAUUCCAAUAUGUCAAACGCUGUGUCUCUAGUAUGCCUGUACACACCAUAUGAUGAGUAUAAUACAGCAAAAACGAACCAGAUUUAUUUUUUUUAGGCUCAUAUGAAAGUUUAAAAGUAAUGGAGUUCUUGGUCAACUGAGAAUGGUUACAGAACUGUUUCGGUAACACGAAGGCGAUACAUUUAAAUACAUGUGCUCAAUAACCAUUGUAUCCUUAAAGUGAUAGUUCACCCAAAAAUACAACAUUUGUCAUCAUUUAUUCAGCCUCAUGUCAAUGAAAACCUGUAUAUGAAUAAGAACACACAAGAAGAUAUUUUGAGAAAUGUUUUCAGUGGUUUUGUCUCAAUAUUAUGGAAGGGGGCCAAUGAUGUGUGGUUACCAACGUUCCUCAGAAUAUCUUCUUUUGUGUUGUGCAGAAAACAGAAAGUCAUACAGGUUUAAAAUGCCACGAGGGUGACCUCAAAUGACAGAAUUUUCACCUUUGGGUGCACUAUCCCUUUAAGAUAUCAAACCGGGGUGGGUUGCCAGGUGAUUGGCUGUUUGAUGCAAGAAGGGAAUUACUUUAAGCCAGAUGCAUAUGUGAUAUAAAGGAUAAGAAUUGAAAAGAGAAAUAUAUGUUUUAGUGUCAUAAGCACAAUGAUAGACUUGGAUAUCCCUACUGCUUCCAAGAUGUGACGCAGUGGUUCAAGCCAACAAAGAACCUUUUCAGAAAGCACUGGACAGAAUUUGGAUGAAACAGGUUUACAAUUCCAGCGGCCCUUGCAUGUUUAUUUGUGGAAUAAUUGGGCUAAUUUAAUAAUGCUAGGAGUGUAGACAUUACAGACCAAUUCAUUGUGUGAUUUUUGUCCCCAAAAACCAAUGCAUGUGAAGUCCACCGAUUCAUACUGGGUGUAUUCUUCAGCUGUUUAAAAGGGUACGAACAACAACAUAUUUACCAAUGUCCACUUGAGAGUAAGAACAGAUAAUCAUUUUGACUUGUAAAAUGCAUAACUCCAUUUGGAGUCACAAGACGCUGGAAUAUUUGACCGGCAUACAUUAUUUGGUGCUAGCCCA
Triplophysa dalaica is the source of this 2961-nucleotide messenger RNA. RefSeq names its product membrane-associated ring finger (C3HC4) 11 (gene marchf11). The record is from RefSeq and is a predicted model, not a curated record. The coding region runs from base 525 to 1520 and encodes 331 amino acids. Gene Ontology annotation, molecular function: zinc ion binding; ubiquitin-protein transferase activity. NCBI's taxonomy places the organism in Eukaryota, Metazoa, Chordata, Actinopteri, Cypriniformes, Nemacheilidae. The transcript has 4 exons. Gene Ontology annotation, biological process: protein ubiquitination.